AGGUUUAACCUAGUGUUUACCAUGAUCAUAUAAAUGUGACAAGUCGCUUCUGGGUAAAUUCUUAAACCUUUCCAAACGCAUUCCCAAACGGAACAACAAACCACGCAUAUAGCAGUCACAGCUAGAUUUCCAUCAAAUCUGCAAAGAUGGAUUCAACUAUGCGUAUGUGCGCUUCCUGCCGUCGCUACAUGCCUCGCUCGUCCUAUUCAGCCAACCAGUUCUCCAAGGGUACCGGCGAAUCGCGAUGUGCAGGUUGCGUUCAUGGGCCCCGUGUCGAUGCUCCAUUGACUGGUGAGGUUGAUAGUGGCAGAUACAACCAUUCCUGCGAUGCCUAUGUUCCGGGUCAUGAGCUCGACCACCCCUUUGCUGACGGCGCGUUUCGGUGGGUAGCUAAGGGAAGCUACACUUCGGGCUCACGCGAGGGCCAGGCAUGCGUCGUCAAGUGGUUCAAGACCGGCGCCGUCUUCGAGGAAGACUACUUCACUCUCGACAUCAAAGCCGUCAACAAGGCUUUAGAGAUUGUUAAUAGAUUCAAUCUACUUCACAUAGUCAACAAACCCGUCAAGGUCAACGUACCCGCUGUAUGGAGAGUUUAUGAGGCAUUUGGGAAGUGGGCGGGGCAACGUAUUCUUUGCGAACCCUUCAUCCAAAACUACCAAAAGUUCAACAGCAACACUGGAUGGAACGACGACUCAAAGGCGUGGGGAGAGGUCAUGCAGGCCCUCAGUCAUUUCAGCUACCACGUCACAGGCGGCCAGUUCGUCUUGUGCGAUCUCCAGGGCGGCAUCUACCAGCACAAGGCUGUCCUCUCCGACCCCGUCAUCUUGUCACGAAACCGCGACUAUGGUGUGACCGACCUUGGCCCCGAUGGUAUCAGCUCGUUCUUCAGCCAACACUGCUGCAACAACUACUGUCGCUCGAGCUGGGCGAAGCCUAUGAACCCAGUUCAAAUCUUCCGCCCAGUCCCCGGCACGACCAUGAUGAGACACGGGGUACCUACGCGUCGUUCCCAACCCAUGGAAACCUUUUAUUAAUCAUGGCUACGGCGGAUCGAGUAGUUUCAGCAUGCGGGUGCCGGCGCUGGUUUUCGCAAUACCGCGCCCUAUAGACACCGCCCAAUGAUCGAGGAAAUGGCUGAUAAUUAGGGAUGAUCUCGGUGUUAAUAAAGGCAUAUAUUUUGUAGCAGCUCUACCGGAGAU
Messenger RNA from Daldinia vernicosa, 1199 nucleotides. Its product is annotated as kinase-like protein. Bases 147 to 1034 code for a protein of 295 amino acids. The transcript has a single exon. The record is from RefSeq and is a predicted model, not a curated record. Lineage: Eukaryota; Fungi; Ascomycota; Sordariomycetes; Xylariales; Hypoxylaceae. Gene Ontology annotation, molecular function: protein serine/threonine kinase activity; ATP binding. Gene Ontology annotation, biological process: protein phosphorylation.